Dunckerocampus dactyliophorus (ringed pipefish) is the source of this 6677-nucleotide messenger RNA. RefSeq names its product estrogen-related receptor gamma a (gene esrrga). Gene Ontology annotation, cellular component: nucleus. The transcript has 9 exons. The record is from RefSeq and is a predicted model, not a curated record. Gene Ontology annotation, molecular function: sequence-specific DNA binding; zinc ion binding; nuclear steroid receptor activity. Lineage: Eukaryota; Metazoa; Chordata; Actinopteri; Syngnathiformes; Syngnathidae. The coding region runs from base 370 to 1890 and encodes 506 amino acids. Gene Ontology annotation, biological process: regulation of DNA-templated transcription.
CAACUGCCUGCCUGACUGGCUGACUUUGUGUGUGUCUGUCGCACCCUCCUCUUUCUCACUGGCCAUACACACACAAACACACACACACACACACACACACUUUCUCACAUCCACGCAGAGCAGAUCAGUGCAGGCAGGCAGCGCUCAGCCCGCUAAAUUGUGUUGCUCCCUCCAAGUGGAAGCAAGGACCAAGAGACUGGAGAAAGAAGAGGACACAUUUUGAAACUUUUCAACAUUUUUUCCACAAAACACUUGUGUCUGUUUUUUUCUCUGGAGGAGGUUGACAUGACAAUGAGCCGUUAUCGCCGAUGGAUUUGGUAGGACACCCGCUCUCCGAGUGUUUUUUAAUGCACUCUGAACAAGAGUAGAAUGAACUUAUCGAAGGGUCCACUGGUGAACAGCAGCACUGACGACAGCUCCAAGUCAACGUACGGUAAAUGCGGCGCUGGCGCCUGGAGGAUGCACCAGAGCUACGAGCCGCUGGAGGCCAACCACAUGAGAGACCCACAUGCCCUCUACAACCCAAGGCUUCUCUGCAGAAUGUCCAGUAAGGAGCGCCACCUUGAGUCCAACUGUCCGUCCUCGUAUAUAAAGACAGAGCCAUCAAGUCCCGCCUCCCUGACCGACAGUCUAAACCACCACUCUCCCGGGGGCUCCAGCGACGCCUCAGGCUCCUAUUCGUCCACGAUGAACGGCCACCCCAAUGGCUUAGACUCCCCGAGUCUCUACGGCUCCAACGCAGGGCCCCUGGGUCCCGCCGGUGGCCCCGGAUCCAAGCGCUACGAGGACUGUUCGUCAACGAUCGGAGAAGAUUCGCAGAUAAAGUGCGAGUACAUGUUAAAUUCCAUGCCCAAGAGGCUGUGUCUGGUGUGCGGGGACAUUGCUUCUGGGUACCACUAUGGUGUGGCGUCAUGUGAGGCCUGCAAGGCCUUCUUCAAACGCACCAUCCAAGGCAACAUUGAAUACAGCUGUCCAGCCACCAACGAGUGUGAAAUCACCAAGAGAAGACGCAAGUCCUGCCAGGCCUGCCGCUUCAUGAAGUGUCUGACAGUGGGCAUGCUGAGGGAGGGUAAGGGAAAAGGUGUUCGUCUGGACAGGGUUCGCGGUGGAAGACAGAAGUAUAAACGCCGGAUAGAUGCAGACAACAGUCCGUACCUGAACCCGCAGCUGGCUCUGCCUGCCAAGAAGCCAUUUGCCUUUGGCUGCCUUGCAGAUAACAAAAUCGUAUCUCACCUGCUGGUGGCCGAGCCGGAGAAGAUUUACGCCAUGCCCGACCCGACCGUACCAGACAGCGACAUCAAGGCCCUGACUACGCUGUGCGACCUGGCCGACAGGGAGCUGGUGGUCAACAUUGGCUGGGCCAAGCACAUCCCAGGUUUCUCCACGCUGUCUCUAGCAGACCAGAUGAGUCUACUGCAGAGUGCAUGGAUGGAGAUCUUGAUCUUGCGUGUGGUCUACCGCUCGCUUUCCUUUGAAGACAAGCUGGUGUACGCUGAGGACUACAUCAUGGACGAGGACCAGUCAAAGCUGGCUGGACUGUUGGACCUGAACAACGCCAUCCUCCAGCUGGUCAAGAAGUACAAAGCAAUGAAACUGGAGAAGGAGGAAUUUGUCACUCUCAAGGCCAUCGCGUUGGCUAACUCAGACUCCAUGCACAUUGAGGACGUGGAUGCCGUGCAGAAGCUCCAGGAUGUGCUCCAUGAGGCCCUGCAGGACUAUGAGGCUUCCCAGCACCAGGAGGAUCCCCGCCGGGCAGGCAAGCUGCUCAUGACCCUGCCCCUGCUCCGCCAGACCUCCACCAAGGCCGUGCAGCACUUUUACAGCAUCAAGCAGGACGGCAAAGUCCCCAUGCACAAACUCUUCCUGGAGCUGCUGGAGGCCAAAGUGUGAGGGCAAAGUCUCACAACGACUUCCACUGACCUUCCCAGCUUUUACACACACACAGACACAUACACAGUAAUACGCCCCUUAACUAUGCCCCCUUAUGACGAAACAAGUAAGCUACCCCCCUUACCUUAACUGUCUAAGAUUUAAAAAAACAAAGGCUCACCUGACCUUUUGCUUUGGGGAGGUGAAAGCCGACAGACUGAUAUGACCCCACCCCCUUUUAAUGGGGCAAAGAAGAAGACGCUUCCUGCUGUUAUUGUGCUGAGCAACAACACUGACAAUAAAACUCACAUAUGCAUUUAAUGAUGACCUAAUUCAUAUGAGGACACAAGAAAAUGAACACUGUUCAUCUGAUGACUGAUGAGACUCCCCCCCCCCACCCCCUCCUAUAUCAUUUUGUAAGUGUUUAAGAAGAUAACUUAAAGGGAAAAAACACUAAAGAAGUAUUAAUGACAUUUGUAAUCACAUUAUCUGUACAUUGACAUUUGGAUGGACAGAGAAGAAGAAGAGAUUUGCCUGCCAAAAGAUGGAACACUUCCUUCCAUUCAGCGGAUGCCAGCAAACACCAUUAUCCAAAAUUAUUGAACAAUUACUUGGGUUUUAUUUUGAAAUCCCAGGCUGUGGAUGGGUUUUCUCUUCCAUUCAUUAUUUAAAACCAGCAGGGAUGAUUUAUCUUAAGAAUCACAGUUGGAAUUGUUGAAAAACACUCUGUGGUUCUUCCCAAAUUAAGCAUCUGGUCCCCCACAAUGCCCCCUGCUUGUGACACUUGAAGCUGAAAAUAUCAGCAGACUUGCGGAGUGAUGAAAGAGUCAAUAAAUGUCACUUAUCCGUUACGAUAACCAGGCUGCAGUGAACGUAUCAAUCAUGAGACGACACGCAAACAUGUAUUUGCAAAUGUUAUCCAACAGAAGACUGAGGGCAGCAAAAACACACGCUACUGCAGCAAUGUGGAGACUACGGAGUAUAAUACUGCAGUGUCCGCAGCAACAGGCUAAGCUAACAUGAGUUUAUUUUGUCAUUUCGAGCCGUGUAGCGUCAAAUGUUACAAUGUUGCGACGAUAACAAAUCUGCUCCACCAAUGAGCCACUGUAGGUGGUUUAUCACCCACAUGGUAUCAAGUCGCCAGUGGCUGACCAGGGACUGGAAAUAGUACCUCAUGGUCCCAGUUAUGCCAGUGAAAAAGCCUAAAUAGAGCAGAGUAGUUACCGUGCAGUGGAAGAGGGGCAAAAUGAGUGACUCCUCACAUUGUCCUCUUGUGUUUGUCUGCAGUAUUUUCAGCUUCUCUGUUAGCCUGGUCGCACAGCCCACCACCUCAUUUAACUCCUCCAAUGUGCCAAUUGUCACGCGUCACCUCAGUGCUUCCCUGCUUGCUCGUUUUUCCUUCCCACCAGCCCCACAAGAUCAUCUGUGCAAGAUGGCCUCAGAGCCAUCAGGACGGAGGCUGCUUUGUCAAAACUGAUAGAAGCGUUGCUUUAUGUUUUAUUUCAUGGGGUUCUACCUGGUAAUAAUCCUAGCUAAGGUACCAAUAACAGGCUUGUAAAUAACAGUCAUCAUGUAUACGACAAAUAACAGCAGCUUCUGUUUUGCAUCCUCAAACCCAUACCUUUCUUCUCUCUAUUACCUUGACUAUCAUGCAUGUAUAAAACGAUUAACAGCAUAUUAACAAAUCAGUCAAGGUUGGGAUUUGCUGAUGGGGGUCAGCACAAGCAGCGAGUACACAGCACCUUGGCAUGUGACCGAGAACAACAUUUUCUCCAAAGCCAUGUAGACAAAUGUGGGGACCAUUAAACGCCGUGUUUCCACCAAGUGGUACAGUUCAGUUUGCUGUGGUACACUUAGGAACUGUACACCCUCACCUGGUAGCAACGUCAUAGUAGCAUGACAGUAUACCCCCAAUGACUUCUGCAGAGGGGAGGAUUGCUUAAGAAAGCACAACAAUGGAGGACAUUGUUUCGUGUUUUGUGUUAGCUCCACUCCUUAGAUACCAACCCGGGUGGAAGAGUAUCAAAAGCCCCUUUCACACAGCCUGUUAAAGCCUGGAUUUUUCCACUUUUUUUCCAGGUUUCUGUUCUGUAUACAGAGAGUGGACAUGAAUUGGAGAGAUGAAGUUGUCCUGACAGUAUUUCUGCUUCAGAGGUGUUAUCAGAGCUGUAACAGAGGUGGGAAUUGGCCUGUGUGAAACGGAAUGCGGGGAGAGGGGUGUGGAGUUUAACACCCAGCACUCCCGUUGUCACUACCAGACAAACCUAGGUACAGUAUCUAAUUAUCCAAGGCUCCUACAAUUAUGGCAAUAUCCCGCUUUGCUGGAUUCUGUGUAACAGACACAGGCAAAUGAAUGUUAGAUCUUCUGGUUGGGCUCUGGUGAGGCUAUGUUGCACGGUCUCUGUGUGAAAGAGACUAUAAAGAGCUGCGGCGGUUCACAACUUUUGACAAAAAAUUGGAAUGGUGGAGGAUGAAGUUGUUCUACUUUUUUUUCGGCUUUGGAGGUAGUAACAGAGGCGGGACUUUGCCAGAUUCAUGAUCUGGUUCUUUAUCCAAAACUCAUUUAUGUCCUGCUUUGCUGUGUAAAAGGCACAGGCCAAUAAAUGUGGAUGGUUGUUCUGUUACGGCUCUGAAGCGUCUAUUUUGCAGGAUAUCUAUGUGAAAGCGGCUACAAACUGCUACACUUUUGACAGUGAAAUUGUGAUCAGUCUGCACCGUGUGGUGGAAACAGGCAUUAAUUAAGAUGACAUGCUGAUAUGGGUGUUGUGGGAAAUGAUGCUGAAACAAAACAUUAUCUUUUAUCAAUAUCACACAAACGUGAUUUUGCUAUCCCACUUCCUGUUUUAAAAACACAAUCAGUGAAGAGCAUGUUAAGGUCAAUUUAUCAUACACUUAGUUACCUAUAACAGCCAUUUGAUCAGUUUAAUGAAGUGUCUGCAAACAGGAAGUAGGACCCAGAGCUGCAAAGAAGCAUUUUAUUGAUCAGUCAUGAUAGCUUUAACACUUAAAAUGUCAUAUAUCUUCAUGUAAGUCAUUGGUCAAGCUGGAUAACAAUGCCAAACGUUUGUUCAACCUACUAGAAGCUGGCAGCUGAGGAUUAAAGUGUAGCCCACCUCUGUUGUCAUCAUUAAACAUCUUUACAGGCUAUUUUCUCAGCCUUCUUUAGCAUUGUAUAUUGUAAAUAGAAAAAGCAGAUUACAGUUCUAACAUAAGACAUUUUAUGGGAGGGGAAAAAAGCAAAAAAAAAAAAUGUAGCUCAAACCUCGAUGUAUGUUUCAUGUUUUUUCUAUGAAGGAAAAACCUUUGCUUUUUAAUCCUCAAGUCUUCCUUUUUUUGAGCACUCGGAGGCGUGGCCGUGUAACUUUUCUCGUGGUGAUUCCUGUCCUUGUGGCGUGUGCUUCCCCCCUUCUUUAGCCAGCACCGCGUAGACUUUUAGAGGCCGUGAGGUCUGGCUGCCGGAUCAGUCGGCGGUUCCGGACUCUUCUACGACCGCCGGGGUUUAAAACACAGCGCUCAUCUCUUCCCGACUAUACAUACUUAAUGAAUUAUUUAGUAUCUAAAUGAUAAAGACAAGUAUUUAAAUGGGGGAGGGUGAUUUGUGUAACUUCCCUGUAGAAGAAACAAUAUUCUGUAUAUCUUUUUAAGUUGAAAUAACCAACAAUGGACCGAGAGGCAUUUGAGUAACUCUUAGGGGACUUUUUUGAUAUGCUCGCUGUACAUACGUAACUACCUUCCAUGCAGCUUGGCAGCAGCUCCAUCAUUUUCCAUUUUCCAUCCAUUUUCUUAAACUUAUUUGGUAAUUUCUGAAUCAUUUUUAAAAUAUUUACAAAGGAGAAAGACGUUUCAAAUUGAAUUAUUUUGCCUUUAAUCCCAUAAAAGUGCAGCAUUAUGUCAAAUCUUUUGAGGCUCAGAAGCAUCAUAAAAUUUGAUGUAAAAUAUUUUACGAGGGCAAACGUGAUGGCGCUGUUGCAAAAUGAUCACGGCUUUUCGAAAUCUUUUGCAGUAACGCUAAAUUGUCACCGCCCAAAACGUGACAGAUGCUGCAAGUUUUCCAAAUGUGCAAUUGGUUUGACUAUGACGUUGAAAUUGAACAGGGGACAUAAUUGUAUAUUUAUCACAGGCCAGCUAAGGCAAGAAUUCACACUUGCGGUCCAAAAAAUGUUUUUGUCAUUUAUGACAAGCAAUAUUUUGUUGGCUGUUGCACUUGUGAUAGAUGACUUUAAAUGUUACUUAAAGUGUUGUUUUCCAUGAGGUGCAAUGGGAAAAUGAGUUGACCUGGUUGCACUUUAAGCACCAUGUUGUUUUCCUUCAUCUGUUACUAAAACCCAUUAGCUGCAAAUAUUGUAUGUAACCAUCAUCAAGCUCAACUAUGACUAUGAAGGAUUGUCCAUCGUUUAGUUGGAUUUAAAUGGAGCCGCAACCAUGGGCUGCGUUUAUGAGGUGAGGGAGCAAAAACUUUUGGGGAUAAAAAAAAGACCCUUUUGGACAAAGGGACGAAGCCCCCGCACCCCCACGUUGUUAUUAUGAAUAUGUUCGUAGAUUUUAGAUGUGCUUCACAUCAGAAAACUGAGAAAAAAAGAAAAAAAAAACAACUACCUGUAUAUUUUUGUGAUGUGUAUCAUACAAGUGUGCUCCAAUGAUAAUGUCCAUUUGUGUAAAUGUAUUUAUUUCACACUGUAUAUAUUGUUCAAUGCAAAAAGAGAGAGCUAUGAUUCUGUAAGUUAAAUUUGUUUGAAACAUUACAUGUGUUACUCCAGACUAUGCCUUUCAGGAUUAUUACAGUAGAGCAAUAUCAAUUAAAACCAGGC